This is a messenger RNA of Plectropomus leopardus (leopard coralgrouper), 2090 nucleotides long. Lineage: Eukaryota; Metazoa; Chordata; Actinopteri; Perciformes; Serranidae. The record is from RefSeq and is a predicted model, not a curated record.
UUGAUGGUUGUUUCAGAGAAUGCAUGGUCUUUAAAAUUUGCCUUAAAGUCCUGGAAAAGUCCUGGAAAGUUAUUGGUGACAAUGAGCAGGCUAUGAGCCCUGAUGAUGUCCUGCAGACUCAUGGCGACCGCAGACGCGGAGGCGGGAGGAGCGGAGGAGGCGGGCUCGCGGCUUGAGGAGUCGGCGAGGAGGUCCGGGUCCGAGGAGUCCGGGAGGAGCUCGUGGGAGUCGGAGCUGACGUCCAUCCAGCACCGCCUGCGGUUUGUGUUGACGCUGAAGGAGGAGUUUGUUUGUCCCCUCUGCAGAGGAGUCGUGCUGAACCCUCAGCAGAGCUCCUGCGGUCACAUCUACUGCCGGCUGUGCCUCCGCCGGCUGCUGGAGACUUCAUCGCCGUCCAGCCCGGUUUGCCCAGUGGACGGAGCCGUGAUCACGCCAGCUGAGGUUUUCCAGGACAACUGCUGCAAACGGGAAAUCUCCAGUUUACAGGUGUACUGCCCCAACUCCCAAGCAUGCACCGCCGUCGUCGCGUUACGCCACCUGCAGGAGCACCGCAGGUCGUGUCAGUACGAGCAGCUGCAGUGCUGCAAUCCAGGCUGCAGGGCGGCGCUACAGAGGAGACACCUGCAGGAGCACCUGACCAACACCUGUCCUCACCGGACGGAGCCCUGCCCACACUGCCAGCAGCCGCAGACGCUCAGCCUCCUGCAGGAUCAUGUCCAGAGCUCCUGUCCACAGGUGGAGGUGGACUGUCCCCACAGCUGCUCCCUGAAGAUGCCCCGACACAAGCUGACUGAGCACAGAGAGACGUGUCCCGAGAUCCUCGUCCACUGCUCCUACAGGAAGUUCGGCUGCUCCGUGCAGGACAAGAGAGGGAGAGUGAAGCUGCAUGAAGACGCCGCCGUCAGUCAUCACAUGCUGCUGGUGCUGAGGAGCAACACUCACCUGGAGCAACAGGUUGAGGCUCUCCAGGAGGAGGCGCUGCUGAGGCAGCAGGAGGUGCAGACGGACAGUUUGCUUCUCGCUGGUCUGCACAAGAAAAUCAGACCACUGCUGCAACACAGCGGCAGCCAUGAAGAGCUCGUCUCUGCAGCUCAGAGGACGCUGAGCAGGCAGGAGGACAGCUUGUCCACCGUCCAGCUGGACGUCCUGCAGGUGUCUGGAGGACUCAGUCCUCUUGUGGAGGAGCUGGAGCAGCUCAGAAAGUCUUUGGAUGCUGUGAUCCAGGAGGUGUCUGCAGCCGAGGCCCUCAGAGAAGAGCUGGGAGCUCUGGAGGAGAAUCUGAAGUGUCACUCGGAUCUCCUGGACCUCCACGCCGCUCAGCUCCGUCACAACAAGCAGCACCUGCAGGAACUUGAGGCCACGUCCUACGACGGCAAACUGAUCUGGAAGAUCGAGGACUUCAGGAACCGGAGGGAAACAGAGGUCAAAGGUCAGCCACCCUGCCUGAGCAGCGUGCCUUUCCACACAGGACGCUGCGGCUACAAAAUGGCCGCCAAGGUCUAUUUGAACGGAGACGGGGAGGGACGAGGGACACACCUGUCCCUUUAUGUUGUCCUGCUGCCGGGAGACUUCGAUGCUCUGCUGCCGUGGCCUUUCAGACAGACCGUGUCUCUGUCGGUCCUGGAUCAGAGUGGCACCGCCAACCACCGCAGUCUCAGCUUCAGACCCGACCCGACGUCCAAAAGCUUCCAGCGACCCGCCGCCGAGUCCGCCGGCAACGUCGCUGUUGGAUUUUCGUGCUUCAUUACCCUCAACGAGCUGGAAACUCCUCAAAACGCUGCGUACGUCAAAGACGACACACUGUUUGUCAAAGUGAAGGUGGACAUGUCGGGUUUUGAGCAGCUGUGAACCUCGACAGCCGGCUGCUGAUUCUGCUGUGGCGCCACCUGGUGGUCAGUUCAGGAAAGAUCUAUAAAUAUGCCAUCAGACUAGUUUGGAAGAAACAAAAAAUCUGUACACUGUAACUUCAAAGCAGGGAUGCUCAACCUGAACUGCGUGGGGCCCACUUUUGCAAAACGACUGGAGGCCAGGGGCCCCAUACACAUUUCUAGGAUUUUAGGACACAUAUAAGAUUUUAGGAUGUUUCUAGG